GUGAGGCGUCAGAAGCAGACAAAUUCAAGUUGAUGCCUAGGUAUGUAUGGUGGGAGCUUAGACCUGAGGUAAUGAAGGUAGCGGCCGGCGCAAAUGGUGAGUGGGCAAAGUUUAAAGAGGAGAUGCAGAGACGUUUCAAGUUAGGUGACGGCCUGCUCACCAAAGAAGACCUGGAAAUGUUGAGACGGGACGAGUUCUCCACAGUGGGGGCCUUCGCCACGACGUUUGAGAAAAUGGCAAAGAAAGUCCCAGGGUUGGCAGAAGAGGACCAGUGUGUCACUUUCCUAGGGCACUUCAAGAACUGGGAGGGCUUGUCGCUAACUAAGAAGGCGGCGCCAGGAAAGAAGCUCACUUGGGCUGCCAUAAAGGAAGGCGUAAUGGACGGAGAACUGGACCAGGUAGACAUCUUCCAGAUGAGGCAGGCUAGGAAGAAAAGGAAGGCUUUGGAUGCCACCACGAGUGAUGGACGUGAUUUCAAGAAAAUGAUAGAGGACGCGGUGGCCCAGCUCGACGCAGAGAAGGAGGCAAAAAGGAAAACCAUGGCAGCGCCACAUACCGUACGGAAAGCGAAAAAGGCAGUAGUACAGGAAGAAGAAGAAGAGGAAGAGGAAGAGCAGCCUGAGCCUGAAAAGCUGACUAAGGCUCAGAGGAAAGCAAGGAACUUGGCUCAAGGGGGCCAAGGCUCGGGGAGGGGACAGGUCCCGCAGGCUGUGGCAAUGCCCCCUCCUGAGUCGUCCCAUCAAGCUGCACCAGCACCCUAUGGGCCGUGGCCAGGUUGUGGGCCUCCGAGGUUGAUUAGUACCAAUUACGAUGGCGACAUGUAUAAUAAGUAUGGGUACUACAUCGACCCUAAGACCCCAGGGGGCACAAGGAAAGAGGCCCUACGAAGGGCUGCGGCCGGUCCACCACAAGCUCCGCCAACCAUGUUUAGGAUUUGGCAAGAGAAGGAGGCUGAGCCGGACGUGAGGGUAGAAGAGAUUGGGGAAAAUGAGGAGGUGGAGCAAGUCAGGAAAGCUGGGAUUAUCAGGGAGGAGCCUAUCAUAAUAGACUCAGACGAUGAGAAAAGUCCGGCAGUGGAAGGAGGAUGGUGGAGUGAGGCCCGGAGAACGAUGGAGAAUAUGGAGGAUUUGUUGGGCAAGGUCCGGCGAUACCAAGGAAAGUUGGUAGAGUUGUGCGAGGAAGUUAAGGCGUGGCAAGGGCAAAGGCCACAAGUCUUUCUGUAUGGGUCAGGAUCGCAGGGGGCGCCCGCGAAUAUCCCGAAUGUGUCUAUCACAGGAGGGACUCCCAGAUCAGGGAUAAGUUUUAGGCCGCCAUCACGAUCUGGGAGGGUAGCCCAGGCAGUCAGAACGAGAGCCAAGGGACCAGUGGGGUCAGGGCAGCCUGCCAAGGACGCUCCCGGACCAAGCGGAGAGAAGGAAGUUGUGGAACUCCCUAGGAAUGAAGAUGAGGAAGACGACCGCCUAAGGAACGAAGAGGACGAAAAGGCGGAGCAAAGAGCUAAGAAGAGGGGCAUCGGGACUUACACAGAGAAGGUCACCGAACCAAAGAAGAAGUAUACAGUCAAGGUGGAAGAAGGGUUUGACGUGGAGGACAUUAUGGACCGAAUUGUAGAAGGUCAUAAUCACCUCAUGAACCUGAAGGACGUCUUGGCAUCAACACCAAGACUUAGAGAUGAGCUCAAGGCUCGUCUAAGCAGGAAAAUGGUGGCGAGUGUACACUUAGGGGCCAUAAUCCCUAAGGAGGCUGAGUGGGCGGAAACCGGCACAAAAAUGGACUGGAAGUCCGUGGCGUGCGGGUGUUUUGACGUUGUUAUGAAGGGAAAGUCGUGCACGGCCAUGAUAGAUGCAGGCGCAGAAAUGAACCUUAUUAAGGAGAAAGAUGCAUUGUGCCUGGGAAUGGAGAUAGACUGCUCCGACAAUGGCAUUUUGGUGGGAGCGAAUAGUCGGUCCAUCUUUGUGGGGACCGCGUCCAAAGUAGUACUGGAGAUCGGGAAGGUGAAGGAGGGACCAGCGGAGUGGUGGGGGUCCAACCUCAGGUCGCAACUAAGCCUUUUUAGAGGUGGGUUCAAGCAGGGAUCUCAAAGGCGGUACAAAAAGGUAGAUCAAAAGUGUCGCCCUGUUCCAGUGCUCGUAGCCGAGGAAAAGGAAGUAUACUACGAGCGGGAGAGAGAAUUGAUACGACAGAUGCGGGAGAAUGCUGAGAGUAUGCCAUGUCGUAUCAACCUGGAGACCGAGAAGGCGCUGAUUAUAGGGGAGUCUGGCUUCCUUACAGCGCAGGAAGAGAAGCUUAUGGUGGACACCAUAAGAGGAAGGCACACUGCAUAUGCCUUCAAUGAUGAUGAGAGAGGACGUCUGGACGUGGAUAAAAUCCCCAUGAUUAGGAUACACAUUGUGCCGCAUGAGCCGUGGAAUUUGCGGGGUGCACGAUAUCUUAAUCCAGCUGAUGAGGAAAAGGUAGUCAACUACCUAGAUGGGAAGAUCCGCACGUAUGUAUCAGACUACUCGAGCGGGCCGUAUGCAUCCCCCUGGUUUUGCUUUAUUAAGUCAAAUCGGACGUUGAGGUGGGUACAGGACUUGCAGCGCCUAAAUGCUGUGACUGUUAGAGACGCAGGCGGUCUCCCUAACGCAGACGCGCUUUCAGAGGCAUGCGCAGGGAGGGCCAUUAUAUCUCCGAUAGAUCUAUAUUCUGGUUAUGACCAGUUUCCUGUAUACCCAUCUGACAGGCCAAUGACGACGAUGCAUACCCCUCGAGGGUUGAUCCACAUGAACGUCGCACCACAGGGGUGGACGAAUGAGGUCGUCAUGGUCCAGAGGCACAUGGUGAGGGCGAUGCAGCCAGUAAGCCCUCACAUCACUCAGCCUUACAUUGAUGAUUUGGCCGUGAAAUGGUCGAAGAAGAAGGAUGAGCGGGAGGUCAUGCCGGGAAUCAGACAGUUUGUCUGGGAUCAUGUGCAAGACUUAUGUCAAGUCCUGGACUUGUUAAAGGAGCAUAACCUCACCGCGAGUGGAUCAAAAUCCAAGCAUUGCAUGAGUGGUGCCACUAUCUUAGGAUUUGUGUGCGACGAGAGGGGUCGUCGGCCAGAUACGAAGAAGACGAACAAGAUUUUCGAAUGGCCAACCCCGUUCGAGACGAUUACAGAAGUGAGAAGCUUCCUCGGCACAUGCGGGUUUUGGAGAAUAUUUAUUAAGGGGUUUGCGGCGAAAACAGAGCACCUGCGAAAACUUGUGCGUCAAGGUCGAGAUUGGGAGUGGGGAGAAACGCAGGAGGUAGUGAUAAGGGACCUGAAGAAGGAGUUUGAGGAAGGAGGACUGGUACUGGGGGUACCAGACCAUGCUGCUGUAAUGACCAGGCCCUUUAUCGUAGAAACGGACGCAGGAUCGACUGCCUUAGGAGGGGUUUUGAUUAAGAAGGACCUCAAUGGAGAGGAGCGACCGCUAAGAUUCGAGAGUCGAACGCUUAACACCGCUGAACGAAACUACUCACAGUUCAAGCGCGAGACCUUAGCAAUCCUCCACUGCUUGAGGAUCUUCAGAAACUACCUCUUCGGCAGCAGGUUUGUAUUAAGGGUGGAUCCAACUGCUCUAGCAGGUUCUUUGAAGAAUUAUGCUCCCUCAAAUCCAACCAUUGCCCGAUGGCUGACGUACAUCUGGAUGUUUGAUUUUGAGUUGGAGCGAAUUCUAGGAAACAAGAACCGGGCAGAUGGGCUGAGUCGAGUCGACUGGGACAAGAGCAGUGGAGGAGUGAUUGAGGAUACUCCCCCAGUUGACGGGUUCUUGGACAACGAGGAGGAUGUGAGACUUCACAUCAACUCCUGGUCGCUAUCAGUAGGGAACUACAUUACUCAUGGACGGCCUGUGUGGUUGACACCUCCAGGAUAUGUGCGAUUGCCAGGGUUAGUCCUAAAACCCUAUGUGGAAGAAGACUCGUGGGGAAAGCCGGAUGUGGAAUGGAUGAUGGAAUUGGCCUUGGCGGAUAAGCAUCAACUGGGGGAGGACCUGAUCACUGUGGAGAAUGGGGCCCAGCAAGUGGAAAAACAUGAGAGAUCGGUAGGAGAAGUCUACCUACUGGCCAAUGCCUUACUGCAAGAGGAAGCGGCCAUAAAUGCUGGGCAAGAUCAGGAGAGGAGUGAGAGCGAGGUAUAUGAGAGAGAAGAAGAGGAUUUUGAGGAAGGCGAAAUCAAAGAGGCCUUUCGAGCAGAAGAGUACGAUGGGGUCUACCUAGAGCUCGGAAUGCUUCUUUCAUGUGAAAUGACGGAAAGGGAUGCAAGUGGGCACAGGAGUACGGACACGACGUACCUCAAGAUAGCAGAAUUGUACUUUUGGCAUGGCAUGGGCAAGAUGAUUGACGACUAUUGUAAAUCAUGUGUGCCAUGUCAGGAGCGAUCUUCCCUCAGACCUAGGGAACCGCUUCACCCAAGAUACGUACGCGAGGUCGGAGCAGUCGUACACCUGGACCUACUAGCGAUGCCGCAGGGGAUAGGAGGAUUCAACUUUAUUUUCGAUACGCGCGAUAACUUCUCAGGGUUCGUGGAUGGAAGUGUCAUUCGUACUAGGACUGGUGAGACGUUGGCGCGCUGCAUCGAAAAGUAUUACCUCCGAUAUCCCUUCGUCUCCAGAUUUGUUAUGGAUAGGGGGUCUGAAUUCACCUGUACAGAGGUAAAGGCGCUUCUACUAAGAUAUGGGGUGAUUGCUGAAUACACUACUGCAGCGCAUCCCCAAGCAAAUGCGCCGGUGGAAAGAGGACAUAGUACCAUCUCGAACCUUCUCGCAAAGUGGACUAGUGGGAGGCCGAAUCAGUGGCCAAAUUUUCUGAGGGUCGCGUUCUUCGUGGACAACAUCACAGUCAGGAGGAGCAACGGUUACGCUCCAGCCACAUUAUGGUAUGGGAGACAUGCGACGUUCCCUAUUGAAAGCUUCCUAAAAACUUGGAGGCGGCAGGACCUUGAAACGGAGUUGACGUUUGAGGAACUGCUGGACUUAAGGGCACGUCAGAUUGGCACCAUAGAAGACCAUAUUGAGGGCGCGGCAAAUAGGCUGGCUGGUAAUCGGGCUCAGGACAAGUACAGGUGGGAUCAGAUGGCCAGGGUAAGGAAGGAACCUCUCAAGGUGGGUGACACUGUGUUGUUAUAUGAUUCAUCCCUGGAGAAGCAGUGGUCACGAAAGUUGGACAAGCGGUGGUUGGGACCCUACAAGAUCGCAAGAGUUAGAGAGUAUGGCGCAUACCAGAUUGAAGAGUUGAAUGAGACCGCUUGGAGGGACUGGGUGUCUGGCUCGAGGUUGAAGAUGUUUGUCGCUCGAGAUGAGGAGGCCUGGACAGAGUUUGAGAGGAAGAUGGAAGGGAUACAUCCAUCACCUGUGGGAAGAGAUGGAGUGCCGAUCCGGUUCGAUGGGACGAACCUGGAGGAGUUCCUGUGGGCGUACGACCGAUUUGCAGACGAGCAGAACGUUGAGCCUAAGUCGAGAGUGAGGGGGUUCCUCCAGUUUGUGAGGAGGCAUAUCAGGUUGUUCGUCAGGAGUGUGGUGGAAAGAGCAUUACACUGGGGAGAUUGCAAGCGGUAUACUGCAGCACGCCAGGCAGAGGAAAGGAAGAGCAUGGAGAAGAAAAGGAAGGAGCCUGAGGCUGAGGGCAAGAGGAACUUUGAGAGGGGUGCAUCGUCCAGGUCUCAGGAGGGUGAGAAGAGGAGAGAGCACGCUUCCCACAAGGCAGAGAGGAAGGAGGAACAGCCAUCUGAGAGGGCACAAAGGAGGAGAUGGUCAGAGGUGCCAGAGGCUCCUCCCCAGCCAGUUCAGAGGCAGGGGGAUCAGCCCAUAGCAGAGGCAGGGCCAGAGGGACGUGGGUCGCCAAGGCAAGAGGUGGAUGAGGAUCAGGCUGCCAGAGAAAAGGAAUUGGAGAGACAUGAAAGAGCCGCCAGAGACCGAGAGAUUGGCGCAGAGAUCAGGAGGAAGAACCUCGAGAAACUGUACAAGAGGAUGGAACAAGAAGAGCGGUCAGUGGUUGUGAAGGACAAGAAGGGAAAGAGAGAUGGGGGUGAAGUUGGUCUACGCGGACUUGCCCUGAGAGGGACGAUGAAGGAAGGAUUUGCAGCAGCUCGGGCGUCAGAUCAGAGGGUUGGAGAAAGGUUGACCAAGGUGGCACAAAAGGCCUAUGGUCAGAGGGUGGAAUGUGAACAGGAGAUUAGGGAGCUGAAGGCGAACCAGGAGAGGCAAGAGCGCAAAUUGAACGCGCUGAAGAUGGAGCUAGAGAAGGCCUGGGCAGGCAAUGAGACGAUCAGGCAGGUGAACCAGACCCUCAACAAAGUUAACGAGGCUCAGAGGGCAUACCAACAGGCUCAACAGAUUUUCUUCCAGACAAAGGACAGAGAGUGGGAAAAGAGGAUCAAGGAGUUGGAAACAAAGCUCGAGCAGAGAGCACCCACGACCUUGGUGGAUUGGACUGAAGUCCAAGGGUUUGAGAUGAAGAGGCCACAUGCAGAAGAAGCCUUCAGAAGUCAGAAGGCAAAAGAAAAGGCCGACCUUCAGGAAGGAGAAGAUAUACCCUUGUGGGGCAAGGAGAUGCUGCAGCCUGAAACAGUGCACACUGAGGAGGGGGCAAGCGGCGAAGAGUCUGAUUGGCCAAUACCUUUUAUUGUGGCGCACCAACAGGCCUGUGAGGGACUUGGCGGAGCACAGCAGGCGAAGACAGUGAGGGAUGAGAGCAUGUUGCCUAUCGCCCAGGAGGUUAUCGAGGGACAGUUGGUUCAGAGAAAUGAGGGAGUAUUGCCUACUAUCCAGGUGGUGGCCGAGGGGCAGAUGGUCCAGGGAGUUGAGGAAGAGACUGCGCAGGGAGCAGGCCAGGAGAUCUGCCAGGAGUCCGCUACACCUCCAAGCAUGCCUUUGGUGGUUGGAUUGGAGGAGGCUUUGGGCUCAUGGGCCACUGGGUCUGGGUCAGAGACACGUGUGGGUGGUCCAGCCAUGCAGGAGGGAGACAGAGCCGCCUGCCCCAUUCCAGCAGAGAUACCUCAGCAGGAGGUCACUAGCGAGGUCACGGCAGUCCCUUCAUCAGCGCCCUCGCAGGAAGAGGAGAGAGGGACGCAGAAGAAGAUUGGCAAAUGCUUCUACUGCACGAGGGGUAAACAUCGGGCCAAUGAUUGUCUCAAGAGUCUCAAGGACGAGGCCGAUGGUUUGGUUACUGAGGACUCCCCGGGAGUAUGGAGGGAUAGAAAUGGAGUCCGAGUCCCUAGGGCUCGUGAUGGGGUGAGAGCGCAGUUGUAUAGGCAGCUGCAGAUGGACUUGAGUGAUCAGGAGUAGGAUUCAGUUAAUAGGUCCGGAAAGGUCUAACUUGGGUAUGUGUAAGACAUCUU
Messenger RNA from Chara braunii, 7339 nucleotides. The record is from the annotation of a GenBank genome assembly. NCBI's taxonomy places the organism in Eukaryota, Viridiplantae, Streptophyta, Charophyceae, Charales, Characeae.